AUGCUAAAUCGGUUCAGAAGAAGCACUUUGUAUAGAUUUGGCUCGAUUACUAGGACGUUUUCACCCAAGCAAAUGUCAACCAUGGUCAACAAGGCUUACUUGGCCGAUCACAAGGCCCCGUUAAUCAUGCUGAGCGCCAAGGACUUUUUUGCGCAGUUGAGUGAUCAGGAAAAGCUCUAUGCGCAUUACAUGUCUAAGGCGUCUCACGCAGGCUCCAGAAUUGUAUUGAGGCAAGUCUCUCAUGAAAGUGAAAGCAUCUACGACUUAAUCAUGGCUAUUCAUGAAAAAAUCAAAGGCAGGUACCCAGAAGGUGAGCAAUACGAGCUUUACAAGGAAUACGUAGCCCAGUUUUUGUCGAAUUUGGGCAAUUACAAAUCGUUUGGUGACCUAAAGUUUAUUCCACGAUGCACUACGGACUUCUUCCUCGACUUGUUGAACCAAGCAGGGAUUGAGAAAUCCUCGAAGCCGAGUACUGCUUCUUGUCUUUACUCUACUUGGGAGGAGGUUGUGCUCAAAGGUAUAUAUUACGUUGAUGACAAAAGCGCUCUGCUCGGUUUCCCUUCAGAGGGUCACCAAUCUUCUUAUUACUUCGGUGACGUCUCCCCGGAAGACAUGACACUGCUCAAGGACGAGGUUUUCAGCAAGUUGAAAAUCUUGCCCGAGAAUACGAGAAUCCAAAAAGUGAACAAUAACAAGUUCGUGAUCUUGGUCGCAUCAGAAAACACCGAGAACGAUCUUUCUGAAUACCCUAAGGAUCCAAUCAAAUUGAGCAAUGGCGCCAGCGCUUUCUUCAAGUUCGGAGAUCACACUCGUGAAAUGCACAAUAUUGUUCAAAAUCUUCAGAAGGCUCGCAGGUACGCUGCGAACGAGUCUCAAAAGAAAAUGUUUGAUCAGUACAUAAAGCAUUUUCAAACUGGCUCGUCGCACGCUCACAAGGAUUCUCAAAAGUUUUGGGUGAAAGAUCUAUCACCAGUUAUAGAAACCAACAUCGGCUUCAUCGAGACUUACCGAGAACCUUCAGGCAUAAUUGGGGAGUUCGAGUCUCUGGUGGCCAUCAAAAACAAGAAGCGCACGGAGAAAUUUGCGACAAUGGUCAAGAGUGCCGGCAAAUUUAUUUCAUUGUUACCAUGGGACAACGCGUUUGAAAAGCCUAAAUUCCAGCCUCCUGACUUCACGUCACUAGAAGUUUUGACAUUUGCAGGUAGUGGAAUUCCUGCAGGGAUCAAUAUCCCAAAUUACGACGAUGUGCGGCUAAACAUUGGCUUCAAAAACGUUUCGUUGGGGAAUAUUUUAAGCUCUUCGUUGGGCUCCAAAACGCCUAUUACCUUUGUGACUCAAGAAGACCGCAAGAUCUUGGAAAAGUUUCAAACUGAUUCUUUUGAGGUUCAAGUAGGGAUUCACGAGUUGUUGGGCCAUGGCUCCGGUAAAUUAUUGAGCGAGCUGGAGGACGGUACCUUCAAUUUUGACAGAGAACAUCCUCCUUUGGGACUCGACGGUAAACCCGUUACGACAUAUUACAAAAAGGGUGAAACAUGGGGCUCAAAGUUUGGACAAUUGGCUGGUGCGUUUGAGGAAUGUCGUGCUGAGGUUAUCGCUAUGUACUUGAUCACCAACACCGAGCUUUUGGAUAUUUUCGGUUUUAAGACUCAGGAAGACCAGGAUAACAUUAUUUACGCUGGCUUUUUACAAAUGGCGAGAGCUGGUUUGUUAGCACUUGAGUUUUGGGAUCCAUCUACUAAAAAAUGGGGUCAGCCACAUAUGCAAGCUCGAUUCUCGAUAAUGAAGACGUUUUUGAAGCAUACUAGCAAUGAGGGCUUUUUCCAGCUCUCGUCGACGAAAAGCGAUUUUUCCGAUCUGCAGAUCAAGUUGGAUCGCUCGAUGAUAAGGACGGUGGGUCACGCAGCUAUCAAAGAUUACUUGACUCAUCUACAUAUUUACAAGUCGUCUGGCGAUGUCGAAAGAGGGAGCAAGUAUUUCGUCGAGAGAAGUACUGUCGACCCAGAUCUAGCUCAGUUUAGACCUAUCGUGCUUGAAAAGAAACUUCCUAGAAGACAAUUCAUUCAAGCUAACACCUUGUUGAAAGAUGGACAAAUCACCUUGAAUGAAUACGAUAAUACACCGGAUGGAAUUCUCGAAUCGUUUGUUCAAAGGGAAGUGUAG
Molecule: messenger RNA, 2160 nt
Organism: Lachancea nothofagi CBS 11611
Lineage: Eukaryota; Fungi; Ascomycota; Saccharomycetes; Saccharomycetales; Saccharomycetaceae
Source: the annotation of a GenBank genome assembly